Durusdinium trenchii is the source of this 5682-nucleotide messenger RNA. The record is from the annotation of a GenBank genome assembly. NCBI's taxonomy places the organism in Eukaryota, Dinophyceae, Suessiales, Symbiodiniaceae.
AUGCAGGACAGAAGCAAGAAGCGUGAGAGUGAUUCGCAAAGCGUCGCCAAGAAGACUGCACGGAAGGCCGAUGUCUCCUCUGACCUGCAAGUCUUGAAGGAGGGCAAGGCCAAUGUGAAGAAGGAGCUCAGUGCAACUGAGGACUACAUCAAGAACCUCCACGACGAAUGCGACUGGCUCCUCUCGAACUUCCAGGCCCGCUCCGAGGCACGUGAAGAGGAGGUGGAGUCCCUGGACCGAGCCAAAGCAGUGCUCCAAGGGGCCGAAUUCUCCUUUCUGCAGGCGCGCACGUUGACAGCCGCGUCGCCUGGCGUUUCGGAAGGAGGUGAAGGCGCGGGUGAAGACAUGGCAGAUGUGAUGAGAGUUGCCGAAUUCCUGUCCAUUGCCAGCAUCGUCCCUUUAGAGGACGGGUGGGAAAAGAUCAAGAAUGAAGGCAUCAAGGUUCUGGAAGAGUUCCUGGACACUGGACACAUUAGAUCAGCAGUGCCUCAGAACCAAGAUCCCACGAAGCCUCGCAUCUUCAGCAAAGCCAACUAUGCGGAGCUCUACACGACCGUCUACAACAUGUGCACCCAGCGGACUCCCAACAAUUGGUCCGAACAUCUCUAUCGGCGUUAUGGGGAAGCGAUGUCUGACUACGUGCAGCGUCAGGUGCUACCAGCUUUGAAGGAUAAGACAGAGAUUGCCUUGAUGAAGGAGCUCCUCCAUAGGUGGUCGAACCACAAGAUCUACGUCAAAUGGAUGGAUCGAUUCUUCACUUACUUGGAUAGGUACUAUGUCAAGCUGCAGUCCGUGGAGCCAUUGCACAACCGGGGCUACAGCAUUUUCAACCAGCAAGUGUUCACACAGGUCAUGAAAGAUACUCGGGCAGCCUUGCUGAAGAUUAUCAAUCAGGAGCGACAAGGCGAGCAUAUCGACCAGGACUUGGUAAAAGGCGUCAUCGAGAUCUUCAUUGACCUUGGCCUGAACAGCCCAAACCUGUACAACACCGAAUUCGAGGAAGCUUUCCUGCCCGCCACUAGCAGCUACUUCGUCCGGCAAGCCUCAGGCUGGCUUUCAGAAGACUCGUUCCCUGAGUAUCUGCGCAAAGCAGAGGCGGCGUUGCAAGCGGAAGAGCAAAGAUGUUGCAACUAUCUCAGCAGGACGACUCUUCCGAAAUUGAAAAACGUGGUGAUCCAAGCGGUGUUGGCCGCGCCGCAGGGGCAGCUCUUGGAAAAAGAGACCGGCGUGGUGUACCUUUUGGACAAUGACAAGCGAGAGGAUUUGGCACGAAUGCAUCGGAUGUUCUCCUUGGUGGAAGAUGGCCUAGCCCCCAUCGCCCAGUCCUUCCGACAGUAUGUGACCGAUAGGGGGAAUCAGAUUGUGGAUGAGCGCGUGGAACAGCAGAAACAGGUGAGCUCGAAGACUGAGGCCUUGAACGACCCAGCCUUCAUCCAGACGUUGCUGGAGCUCCACGACCGCUUCAAAGGCAUCGUGAACGAGUGCUUCUCUCAGGAUUCGCGCUUUCAGAAGUCUCUUAAAGAAGCCUUUGAAGUCUUCGUGAACCGGGACAUCGGGAAGUACUCCUUCGCGGCCUUGAUGUCCUCCUUUUGUGACCGGAUCCUCAAGAAGUCAGGCGAACGCUUAUCCGAUGAGCAGGUGGAGAAUUUGCUCACAAAGAUGGUGUGGAGCCCAGUUCUGGGGAUGGUCCCCCCCGAUCUAAUCCGGCGGAAUUGGGGAGCCCGGAAGGAUUCCCAGGUGUGUGCUGCGCUACCUCAGCAGGUGAUCCUGCAGGUCCCACAAGGAGAACCUUUGGAGGCUCUUCAGCGCGGCGCUCGCACGAAUGCGUUGCCGAGCCACUUGGGGACGACCAAGCAGGCUGUUCCGCUGCGCCCCAGCCUGAUGCUGGAAGCCGAGCCCAGCCUCGAGGGAAAUACGGUCACUGUGCCCCUGCGUGCUACGAAGGCAGGCCGACUCAGUUUGCUGACGGGUGUGCCUGCCGCGGUGAGCUUCGGCUGGCCGCACUACCGGGCGCGCUGGGAGGCGCAGGUGCCCAUGGGCAAUCAGCGUGUGUGCCUGCAGGGUGUGCGGCUGGACGAAGUGCAUCCAACACACUUUUCUUUGGCGCUCUUACUGCAUCCCAGCGACGCCGUCCAUUGGGAUGCACCACCGGCGGAUGGCACGGUGAUGAUCUUCUGCCAGAAGAGGCGAAACCGCCUUCAAGUGGAACACCAGGUGGUGGCGUGGCAGGGGGAGCUCUUCAGGCUGCAGCACUUGUUCGGCCUCCAGGAAGCCAACCAGGAAGGCCACGAAGAGAGCAGCCGAAAUUGUGUCAUUUGCCUUACCAACCCAAAGAACACCGCUCUGAAACCUUGCAACCACUUCUGCUGUUGCCACUCCUGUGCGCUCACCUUGCGCCUGAGCGAGGGACGAUCCCGCUGCCCGUUGUGCAGGGUCCAGGUCACGGAUUUGUUGCGCUUGGAUGUGGCGAGUGAAGCCUUGGAUGAUCCACCUGCAGCUGAUCCACUUGCGGCUGCUCCACCUGCAGCUGAUCCACCUGCGGCCGAUCCACCUGAUCUCCCUCUGCCGCUGGCGAGUGCGCCACCACUCGUGGAGACCUCGGCAAGCGCGCCGCCGGAGACGGUCGCUGAGAGCGCGCUGCCACUGCGUGCCCUGCGGCGUUUGGGCUGUGAGCUGCGGCAGUUGGAACGCCAGCGGGAGGAGCUGCGGACCGCGCACGCGAUGGAACUCUUGCUGGCUGACCCGGAUGGAAAUGAUUUGCGCUUGUGGACCAUGCGGCUCUACAGCGAAGGUCUGCGCUCCUGUGCGCUGGGUGCCGAACUGCGGCGCUGCCAGGUCGAGGCCGUGGAACUGGAGCUUUGGAUUCCCUCAACCUUCCCCACCGCUCCGCCCGCGGUGCGCGUGAUGCGGCCCCGCUUCCGACCUGGCAGCUUCUGGGUGCAGGAUCAAGGCGCACUUUGCAUGGAGGUCCUCACCAGUCAUGGAUGGUCCCCAGCUCUGAGCCUCUCACAGCUGGGGCUUCAAAUCAAAGAUCUCUUCCUGCGAGGCCACGGCCAACUCGAAGGCAGUGGUCCCAUGGCUGAGCCCGGGCCCAUGGCGCGCGAGCGCGCCAUCCAGGUGGCAGAUGCAGAACGCAUGAAACAGGUGGGAUCAUCAUGCUCAUGGACACCAGGCAGCUUCUUCGUCAGUGCCACUGCCUCCACAAAGUGCAUCAUUCCACCUGCUGCUUCUUCAGCACCUGUGUUGCAGACAGCUCAGACCGUGGUGAAUCACGCUCAUGAAGCACAUGCAUCGAAGAAGUUGCCGAAGCAGGGUUGGAAUCGUCCAUGUAAUUUGUCCAUCGAACGAUUCACCGACUGGGCGUCCAACGGUUGGUGGCAAGUCCCUGGUCGAGAGCUUCGAUCCUCUUCUCCAUCGGCAGAGGAUUUUUGUGCGAUAGUGGACAAGAAGCCGCCGCACCGAGCACCGACCAUGGAGGCGGCCUUACAAAGUUGGCGACCGCGGCGGGUCUCACGAGGGUUGGAUUCGAUGUUUGGGGAGUUCGUGGACGGCUUGGACACACAAGACCUGCAGCUGAAAAAGGAGAGAAUCCAAGAAGAGCAGCUCAAUGAGGAUGGACCCUUGAAGUUCACUGACGGCAGGACAGAGCAGUGGCGCCUGGUCUACCGGGAGAUGGGCAAGUUCUUCCUUGGGCAAUACCAUGGUGGAGGCGGCCCUGCGCAGCACGUUGGAUUUGAUGUUGGGCGAGUUCGUGAAAAGCUGUCGCAACCCAACCGCGAGGUGGACGCGCGUCGUGGAGCCUCGCACGGUUGCGGCUUGAUCUCUGAGGAGUCGUACGAAGCAGACGCGGAUGACCCAGGAAUGGGAACCAAUACCCGUGAGUUGGUGCUGCUUGGCUGGGCCCUCAAGGCACAUGGCCCACAUGGCCUGUUGGACCAGUCCGGCUCUGGCUGUACAGUCCGGCUUGGCGGCUCUGGAGAGCCGCCUUGCAAGGCCCACUGGACCUUUGGAGACGUGGAGCUCUUCUCCUUCCUCAGUGACAAGGAUCUCUUCGCCGAGAUCUAUAGGAAUCAGCUCUCGAAGCGCCUUCUGUACGAGACCUCUGCCUCGGAAGAUGCGGAGAAGAGCAUGAUCGCCAAGCUGAAGAUGAAGUGUGGGGCGCAAUUCACCUCCAAGCUUGAAGGGAUGUUGACCGACUUGUCGUUAGCUCUCGACACCCAGAAGGACUUCAAGGAUCAUUGUGAACAGCUUCCGGAGGGCAAGGGUGCCUUGGGGAACAUCGACUUCAACGUGACGGUGCUCACCACAGGCUUCUGGCCAUCCUACCAGGUGCAAGAAGCCAGCCUCUGCCCGGAGAUGCAGAAGGCCAUCCAGGUCUUCAGCAACUACUACAACGGGAAGACGCAGCAUCGGCGGCUUCAAUGGAUCCAUCACCUGGGCCAGGCGACCAUCGCGGCCAAGCUCAAUGGUCGAAGGCACGACCUCAUCGUGAACUCAUACCAGGCCUUGAUCCUCCUGCUCUUCACUCGGGAUGAGGCUCAUGACCUGACCUUCAUCCAGAAUUCGACGGGCUUGGAGCCGAGCAUGUGCAAGAAGCUUUUGGCAACUCUGUCGAUCGCGAAGUUUAAGAUCCUCAGCAAGACCGGGGAUGCCAAGACCAUCGAGGAUGAUGCAACCUUCAGUCCAAACGAUGGCUUUGUGUGCCAGCACCGGAAAAUUAAGAUCCCUCCUCCAGUCACGGAGGAGACACACAAUAAGGAACGUGUUGAGGAGGAUCGCUCGAUUGCCAUCGAGGCAGCUAUUGUGAGGAUCAUGAAGAUGAGAAAAACGCUGAACCACCAGCAGCUGGUCACAGAGGUCCUGACGCAGUUGGCUUUCUUCAAGCCAAAUCCUAAAUUGGUGAAGCAACGAAUUGAACACCUCAUCGAGCGCGAGCUUCGAUAUACCGAUACCUGGCCUAGGAAAGUCGAGGGGGGGAAGCGCGAAGCGCAAGAGAUGGGGAAGCGGCCGACUCCAAUGGUCACUGCUAGGGGCCCAGACCUACGCCGCAUCGGCAACGAAGACGCGGCCUCCAUGAACGCGCAAGGAGUUGCAGAAAAGGCAAGCCGAAUUGAUUUCAUCGAACGCUUGAUUGUUGUCCCGCAACACAUUGGGCACUUCCAUGCCUUGCAUGCGAGCAGCAUGGACUGGGAGGAAGAGGUGUGCUUGUCGCCCGUGGGCCAUGACGUCUUCAAGGUGCGCAUCCGAGAGCUGCCGAUGGCGGACGGUGUCCAUGCCUCGACAGGAUGUCAACUUUGGUCCUCCAGUAUCGUCUUGGCACGGCAUCUCAUGGCCAGGCCUGAGCUGGUCGAGCAGAAGAAGGUCUUGGAGGUGGGUGCAGGCUGUGGCCUACUGGGUAUCGCAGUGGCACGUUUGGCGAGUUCAACCCUCAUCACCGACGGAGACGAGGAGGUGGUGAGGAAUCUCGCGCGGAACAUCGACCUCAACCGGUCCUUGUGGAGCUCUCAGGGAGAGGAUCACCUCACAAACGUGUUGGCUUGCACCUGCAGAAUCAGGCAGCUGUUCCUGGAGGCUUUGGCUGAUGCAGGCUGGUGCCAACACAGACAGCAUACCAGGUGGACCAGCAGCUUCCCAUGUGGCAGCCAAGGAGAACGAUUCGGAAGUUUCAGGGCAGUCGCUUGA